GUUACGGACAAAUUCACGGAGAGCAUGUAUGUCCUGGCCAACGAGCCCUCCGUGGCAUUGUACCGGCUCCAGGAGCACGUGCGGAGAUCCCUUCCGGAGCUCGCGCAGCACAAGUCCGACAUGCAGAGCUGGGAGGAGCAAAGCCAAGGAGCCAUCUACACGGUGGAGUAUGCCUGCAGUGCCAUAAAGAACAUGACUGACAGCAGCAUGUACUUCAAGAGCAUCGACAGUCUGCUCAAACAUGCCAUAGCCAUGAAGGACCAGCUGAACGCAGCUCAGGGCCGCAGCGCCGUUGCUCCACAAGCCAAGAAUCCUCCAGCCAGUUCCUGAUUUCAGCCAAGACUGGCCAUCCUCUGCCGCCUUCUCCAGCCCAGCUCUAUGUUCUCCAACCACGGGCAGGAGUGAGAAACCACCUGCUCAAUCUGUGAAGCUGCACAGAGGCCUCUGCCUCCCUCUCUGCUCCCAGUGACAAGGUGCUGCACCUAAGCAGGCAAAUCCUGCCACUGGGGUCAGGACUGCCUUUGGGGGGGGUGCUUUGGGGGAGCACUGGUGUCCCUUUCCACAGCACUCUGCAAAAGAGAAAUGGGGUGGUGCUGCAUUUGUCCUUUCCAGUUCUUUUUGAUGGCAGACUGCUACAGGGCGUUUUUCUCUCUACCUCUUGGCCACAGAAAUAUCUCAGAAAAACUAGGUCUUGCUUUCAGUGUUUUGUAG
Messenger RNA from Tauraco erythrolophus (red-crested turaco), 711 nucleotides. Lineage: Eukaryota; Metazoa; Chordata; Aves; Musophagiformes; Musophagidae. The record is from RefSeq and is a predicted model, not a curated record.